Messenger RNA from Closterium sp. NIES-65, 2184 nucleotides. NCBI's taxonomy places the organism in Eukaryota, Viridiplantae, Streptophyta, Zygnematophyceae, Desmidiales, Closteriaceae. The record is from the annotation of a GenBank genome assembly.
AUGGUGGGGAAGCAUAAGAAAGCCAAGAUCACGGACGAAUGGGUGAUUUCGGAGUUCAGUUCGGUUCAGUCUGAUGAAGAGCAGGAGAGCGCAGAGCAGAACCACAUGUGCGCUCGCUACGAGAAAGCUCUCGAUUCCUUCCUCUCCUGCUCCUCGCCCCCUCCCCAUCUCUCCUCAUCAACAGAGCAGGAGAGCGCAGAGCAGAACCACAUGUGCGCUCGCUACGAGAAGGCUCUCGACUCCUUCGUCUCCACACCAACCACACCGGCAUUGGAGCCAGCAGCGGCUGUGGAGCCGGACCUGCUGUUUGUGUUUGCACGCAAGAAGCAGACGCCUCUCGAUUCAGAUGCAACAGCUCGCCCAAAAUCCCGACCCCCAUGGCUGCAGUGGACGCUCGUCGCUCAACUCGCCCUGCGCCUCUCACCCUCACCACUGCCGUCUCUGCUCAUUAUAAUCCUCACCCCCGUGGCUGCAGUGGACGCUUGUAGCCCAGCUCGCCCUGCCGCCACACCUUCCUCACACUUCGACUUACUCUGCCCUCCCUCUCUGCCCCUCUCGUCUCCCUUUCUUCGCCUCUCCCCCACCAGUGAGUGUUUUUUGAGAAUUCUCAAAAAACGCCCAGCUCGCCCUGCCGCCACACCUUCCUCACACUUCGACUUACUCUGCCCUCCCUCUCUGCCCCUCUCGUCUCCCUUUCUUCGCCUCUCCCCCACCAGUGAGUGUUUUUUGAGAAUUCUCAAAAAACGCCCAGCUCGCCCUGCCGCCACACCUUCCUCACACUUCGACUUACUCUGCCCUCCCUCUCUGCCCCUCUCGUCUCCCUUUCUUCGCCUCUCCCCCACCAGUGAGUGUUUUUUGAGAAUUCUCAAAAAACGCCCAGCUCGCCCUGCCGCCACACCUUCCUCACACUUCGACUUACUCUGCCCUCCCUCUCUGCCCCUCUCGUCUCCCUUUCUUCGCCUCUCCCCCACCAGUGAGUGUUUUUUGAGAAUUCUCAAAAAACGCCCAGCUCGCCCUGCCGCCACACCUUCCUCACACUUCGACUUACUCUGCCCUCCCUCUCUGCCCCUCUCGUCUCCCUUUCUUCGCCUCUCCCCCACCAGCCCCCUUGGCUGCAGUGGACGCUCGUCGCUCAACUCGCCCUCCCCCCUCUCACCCUCACCACUGCCCUUCACGAAAUCCGAGCCGCUGCUACAGACACAGCUACUGAUUCUGCGGACAACCCUGCUGCUAUACACGAUGCUGGGAGCACAGCUGGCGCUGCUGUGGUUCAAAGCUGUUGAGAGCGGUGCAGGAGUGUGUGUGGAUAGAGCAGGAUGCAGAGGUGGGUGGCUGAUGGGACGGAUACCCAAGAGGGCAUGGAGUGACGUGGCUCAGUGCGUUGCCUGGUACCGACGAGACCUGGUGUUUGCCAGGCAUCCUUCUUUUGAGUCACUAUCACAAUCACAGUCGAACGUGCUUGUGAGCGGCCUGAAGCAGGCCCUUGGCUUGCCAGCUGCCGCCACGCGUGCUGCUGUGCUGGCAGCGUACGAGGCCGCCACGUGGCGGCAGCAGGCCUCCAUCCUGUGCCACGUGGCACGCCUCCAGCUCAGCGCUGACUGGGACUUGCUGGGCCUGUCUGAUGCUUCAGCAGGAGGAUACAUUGUGACAGGCGAUGGUGACAAUAGGAGUGGUGACAAUAGCGAUGGUGAUAGUAAUGAAGAUGAAUGGGGAGAACAGGAUCAGACGGAGGAGGAUGAAGAGGAUGAGGGAGAGAGUGGAGAGGAGGGAGAGGGGGGGGAUUCAGAAGCGGAGGAGGGGGAGGAGGAAGAUGAGGAUUUGGUGUGGUCAGAAGCAGAGGAGCAGAGAGCAUUAGCUCGAGAUGCAGAGAUGCUGAAGCAGCAGGGGGGACAAGGAAUUACUAGUCAGAGACUGUUGGGUGAAGGUUUAACUGGUGGAGGUGACAUUGACGUUCUUGCUGGUGGUGGUGGUGCUGCUACAGCCGGAGCUGCUGGCGAGAGAAAUACUGAUGGCUCAAUUAGUGAUGGUGGUGACGAGUUGUCUGUAAUGGAGCGGACUCUAGUGAGGAAAAAGGAGGAGGCAGCUGGGGAGGUGAAGGCAGCAGUGGGACCGUUUGAUUCGGUCAGGCUGAUUGGGGAGCUGACACUGCUGCACGCUAUUGAGAGUGGAGAGGAGACAUUCUGA